AUGGAUUGCCUCUCGAAUCUCCCUCCUGAGAUACUCUCCGGCAUCGCCGAAGCCCUUGCGAUUCCUGAUCACAACGCCAAUCUCGACUUGCGGAGCCUGGCCCACCUGACUCUAGUGUCGCCCAUACUGCAUGGCGUCGCGAACCCCGUUCUCUACAAGCAUGCCAUCCUGUGGGACUGGUAUAUGCUCUGUCCCGGCAGGUCCUGGAUGUCGGUUUCCAUCCACCCUGCAAACUCCGUUGCUAACGGCGCCAGGCGGUUUCUGCAUGGCAGUCGAGCCAUAAGCCCCCCAGACUAUCGACGGCUCUUUGGGCCUCCAAUGCCAAAAAAACUUCCCGCCAAUCGGGUAGGUGUUCUCAUGGCCGCUGCGCUCUCCGGCGAUCUCGUUCUCCUGUCUCGUCUGGUCGCCUACAUUCCGCAAGUCCUCCGACCUCUUGACACCGCACGAGUCUUGUCCGCUCCAUUCUACGUCCCCUGGAGGUGCCCGACCAAGCUCCACAUGGACCCCGAAGAUGGCCAGCCGUAUGCCACUCUCCUUCAUGCAGCCGCAAUGCGAGGCGACGAGGACAUGGCCCGCUGGCUUCUCAACCGUCGAGUAUCAAUUGACCCUAGCGCGUUGUUGGAUUGUCUCUGCCCGUCGCCUUACAUGAAUGCUAUUUGCACGACAGGCAUGUGGUCUGCCGGAGGCAGUGUUGAGCCGACAUCCCUACACUUAGCUCUCGCACACGGAAACGAGGCGAUAGCGAAACUUCUGAUCAGCAAGGGAGCUGUAUGGGAUCGGCCGCACAGCAGCUGUGGAGGUCUCACGGGGCUGCAUAUGAUGGCUGCGGGCCGCAUGGUGGAAAUGAUGGAGUGGACCAUCGACCAGUGCCACGGCCCGCUCCAAGAUACGAUUGGACGGAAUGGACCAGUUCACGACUGGCCAGACGAGGCUGGGUGUUGGAGCCUUCACUACGCUUGUUUCUCCGAGGAUGUCAAGGGGAGAAGUCAGGACAGAGAGGAAGGCGAACUUUCAGCUGUGCACAUGGUGUCCAGACUCGUAAGGCUGGGCGCGUUGGUUGAUACGACGGACCGCGCUCAAAUAGCACAGCGAGUGUCGGACGAGAGAAAACGGAUCGAGGAGGGCCCCAAGCCGCACUGGAAGUUUGACAACAGCGCUGACAUUGAAUGGGCGCAACGCAUUGGAGAUUGGAAGCACGACGAGAUUCCGAUGCCCAAGCCGGAAGUAUUUGCAGCACAGCGCAACCGAUGGCAACUUUCAUGGAUAAUCUACAGGGCGGGGUCCGUCUGA
Molecule: messenger RNA, 1290 nt
Organism: Colletotrichum gloeosporioides
Lineage: Eukaryota; Fungi; Ascomycota; Sordariomycetes; Glomerellales; Glomerellaceae
Exons: 2
Coding region: 1-1290 (429 amino acids)
Molecular function (GO): protein binding
Source: RefSeq, a predicted model, not a curated record